UCCUCCACGCCCUGAGAGCCGCCAUUUUUGGGGGGAGGAGAAAUGCUAGUAACGGCGGCAGAAGCUCAGCGCGAUGUUGACUCGCUUUUGCGUCUCUUGCCAGCACUGUAGGACCGGGACAGAGGAAUCUACCAGGGCCACUCCGGCUGUCUCUCCGGAAUGAGGCCUCGGUUCCCGCACGGGACGGCCCCCUUCCUCCUCCAAGAGUGCGUGGCGCCCCGCAGCGCGGCGAACCCUCGCGCGCCCUCCGCUGUCAGUUACCCGCGCGCUCCCGUUGGAGCCCAAGGAGAGGCCGAAGCCGAGACGAUGCCUGGGAAGCUGAAGGUGAAAAUCGUGGCUGGGCGCCAUUUGCCAGUGAUGGAUCGAGCUAGUGACCUGACUGAUGCCUUCGUGGAGGUAAAAUUUGGUAAUACCACCUUUAAAACAGAUGUGUAUCUCAAGUCCCUCAACCCUCAGUGGAACUCAGAAUGGUUUAAAUUUGAGGUGGAUGAUGAAGAUUUACAAGAUGAACCUUUACAAAUCACAGUUCUUGACCAUGAUACUUACAGUGCAAAUGAUGCCAUUGGUAAAGUGUACAUUGAUAUUGAUCCUUUACUCUACAGUGAAGCUGCAACAGUCAUCUCAGGAUGGUUUCCAAUUUAUGAUACCAUACAUGGUAUCCGUGGAGAAAUCAAUGUAGUUGUCAAAGUAGACCUCUUCAAUGAUUUAAAUCGAUUUAGGCAGUCAUCAUGUGGAGUCAAAUUCUUUUGCACAACAUCUAUUCCAAAGUGCUAUAGAGCAGUAAUAAUUCAUGGCUUUGUAGAAGAACUUGUGGUCAAUGAAGAUCCAGAAUAUCAAUGGAUUGAUCGAAUUCGCACACCAAGGGCAUCAAAUGAGGCCAGACAGAGACUCAUUUCUUUAAUGUCAGGUGAACUGCAGAGGAAGAUUGGCUUGAAAGUACUUGAAAUGAGAGGAAAUGCUGUCGUCGGAUACUUACAGUGUUUUGAUCUGGAAGGCGAAUCUGGGUUAGUGGUGCGAGCCAUAGGAACAGCGUGUACUCUGGAUAAAUUAAGCAGCCCAGCAGCAUUCCUUCCUACGUGUAAUUCUCCAUCCAAAGAAAUGAAGGAGAUUCCCUUCAAUGAAGAGCCCAACCCCAAUACUCACUCAUCAGGACCCUCAACCCCUCUGAAAAACCAAACUUAUUCCUUUUCACCUUCCAAGUCCUACAGUCGACAGUCCUCUUCUUCUGACACAGAUUUGAGUUUGACACCCAAAACUGGAAUGGGAAGUGGUAGUGCUGGAAAAGAAGGGGGGCCAUUUAAAGCUCUUUUGAGACAACAGACUCAGUCAGCACUGGAACAGAGGGAAUUUCCAUUUUUUACCCUGACGGCGUUUCCUCCUGGAUUUCUUGUGCAUGUUGGGGGAGUUGUUAGUGCACGCUCUGUGAAGCUUUUGGAUCGUAUCCACAAUCCUGAUGAACCAGAAACUCGAGAUGCGUGGUGGGCAGAAAUCAGACAAGAAAUAAAAUCACAUGCUAAAGCUUUAGGCUGUCAUGCUGUAGUGGGCUACAGUGAAUCAACUAGCAUCUGUGAAGAGGUCUGUAUUUUAUCUGCAUCCGGCACAGCAGCUGUACUGAACCCUAGAUUUCUGCACGAUGGCACUGUGGAGGGCUGUUUGGAACAGAGGUUGUCAUGGCAGCCUGGCUUAUUUUCCAUAAGGGCAGAGAAGGGAGAGAGGCUAGAAGAAAAUUUGCCUGCAGGCUGUGGAUUUUGCCAUAUACCGUAUGAUGAACUGAAUAUGCCAUUUCCAGCUCAUCUCACAUAUUGCUAUAACUGCAGGAAACAGAAAGUUCCUGAUGUUCUCUUUACAACUAUAGACCUCCCAGCAGAUGCAACAGUUAUUGGAAAAGGUUGUCUAAUUCAAGCAAGGUUAUGUCGCUUAAAAAAGAAAGCACAGGCAGAAGCAAAUGCCACAGCUAUCAGUAAUCUGUUGCCAUUUAUGGAAUAUGAAGUACAUACUCAGCUAAUGAAUAAGCUAAAACUCAAAGGAAUGAAUGCUUUAUUUGGACUGAGAAUUCAGAUCACAGUGGGCGAAAAUAUGUUGAUGGGCUUAGCGUCGGCCACAGGUGUAUAUUUAGCAGCGUUACCAACGCCUGGAGGAAUUCAGAUUGCUGGGAAGACUCCUAAUGAUGGCUCAUAUGAACAGCAUAUAUCUCAUAUGCAAAAGAAGAUAAAUGACACGAUUGCUAAGAAUAAAGAGUUAUAUGAAAUCAAUCCUCCGGAGAUAUUUGAAGAGAUUAUAGGAUCACCCAUCCCAGAACCUAGACAACGCUCAAGACUUUUAAGAUCUCAGUCAGAAAGCUCUGAUGAAGUUACAGAAUUGGACCUUUCACAUGGGAAAAAAGAUGCUUUUGUUUUGGAGAUUGAUGACACAGAUGCAAUGGAAGAUGUACAUUCUCUACUUACCGAUGUUCCUCCUCCUUCAGGUUUUUAUAGUUGCAAUACAGAAAUUAUGCCUGGUAUAAAUAAUUGGACAUCUGAAAUACAGAUGUUCACAUCAGUAAGGGUAAUCCGGUUAAGCAGCCUUAACCUGACUAAUCAAGCCCUCAAUAAGAACUUUAAUGAUCUCUGUGAAAAUUUGCUCAAGAGCCUGUAUUUUAAACUACGGUCUAUGAUCCCCUGCUGCCUUUGCCAUGUAAAUUUUACAGUAUCUCUGCCUGAAGAUGAAUUAAUUCAGGUUACAGUCACAGCAGUUGCUAUAACUUUCGACAAAAAUCAGGCCUUACAGACCACAAAAACACAUGUUGAAAAGUCAUUGCAAAGAGCCUCUACAGAUAAUGAAGAACUUCUGCAGUUUCCACUGGAACUCUGUUCAGAUUCACUUCCUUCUCAUCCUUUUCCACCAAUUAAAGAACACCUGGAGAGUGCAAGUUCUAACUCAGGUAUACCAGCUGCACAGAGAGCAACGUCAGUUGAUUACAGUUCCUUUGCAGACAGAUGCAGCAGCUGGAUAGAGCUCAUUAAACUGAAAGCUCAGACCAUAAGGCGCGGAUCAAUUAAGACAACUGUGACAGUUGAAAAAGCAAGUCCAAUGGGUGAAGGAAAUUUCCGGAAUCGUUCUGCUCCACCUUGUGCAAAUUCUACAGUUGGGGUUGUUAAGAUGACACCUCUUUCUUUCAUUCCCGGAGCGAAAAUAACUAAAUAUCUUGGGAUAAUUAACAUGUUUUUCAUUCGAGAAACCACUUCUCUACGUGAGGAAGGAGGAGUCAGUGGUUUUCUCCAUGCUUUUAUUGCUGAAGUGUUCGCAAUGGUGAGAGCUCAUGUUGCUGCAUUAGGAGGGAAUGCUGUCGUGUCCUACAUAAUGAAGCAGUGUGUCUUCAUGGAGAAUCCAAAUAAGAACCAGGCACAGUGUCUUAUAAAUGUAAGUGGUGACGCAGUGGUUUUUGUUCGUGAAUCUGAAUUAGAAGUGGUAUCAACCCAGCAACCCACCGCCAACUGCCAGUCGUCAUGUACUGGGGGAGAAGUUACAACCUGAAGGAAAUUAGAAAGAAGGAGCUCAACUAAAUGAAAUUCAUCUGUCUCCAUUGUUUCAUCAUUAAUGAUCUCACUAGACUUUUUAAAAAUUGAACUUAAUUUGAGAUAUUUAAGAAAGAAUUGAUACAUUAUGAGUAGAUUUGAUUUGUCUAGAAUCUCUUGGAGGCAUGAGAAUCUUCUAAUCUUGACAUUUUAUUUGCCAAGCCUAGAUAGAAAAGCCCGGUGGAAUCUCUACCUUUCAGAAAGUUAGGAUUAGUUUCUCAGAGAACUGUAGCAAAGAUGGGAGAUAUUUGUAUUUAUGUUGAUUUUAAUAAAAUCAUAAUUUAUAAAUGAAGUGAGAAGAUCAUCAGGAAACUAGGAUAGCUACCCUAGUGUAACUUAGAAAAGCUAAGCAACAAAUUCGAAAAUUGUUAAUGACGAAAUAGUCUGAUUUGAGGGAUGUGUGGGGUAAAUGCAGUAAAGUUUACAGAAAACUAUGUGGGUUUUUAGUGUGUGUGUUUUUUGUUUUUUGUUUUGUUUUUUAACAGUAGAGAAGAAAGCUUUAUUAGAAGGGAAAGUACACUUCCAGACGUGGAAGUGGGCCUGAGCAAGAGAAGCAUGGCUCAAAAGGCCUUUAGUGUGUUUAUUUUGAUGAGGAGUUUGGUCACAACUGAAAGGGAACAGUGUUUCAGCCAUCUUUGAAGAAGUUAAAAUUCUGCAGCUUGUAGCCAUAUGUCUUAGGUACUGUAAAAGAAGACAUAAGUUAUCAGUGCUGGUGUUCUUUCAUUGAAAGGGAAGGGAAGAAAUUACUAUAUGACUUCAUAACUGGCCAAAAAAUUUCAGUUGGUGCUUAAUUUGUCUAGAAGAGGCUUGGCUUCAACAGAAAAGAAAAGAAAAGGUCAAUGAAUUUAUUGAAGUAAUUAAAAUACAAUUGAUCUAGUAGGAACAUAAAAUUAUUUUCUAAUAAAAUUAUAAUGUACUCCUUCCUACCAAACAGAAUUUUAGUUAAUACCAUAGGGACUUUUGAUGGUGAGUUAGAUUGUGUUUGGCAUAGAAUUUGGAAAUGUAACUUGAAUGUAAGUAUGCUGCAAAAUGUUGAAUGUAUCCAUAGAAAUACUUUUUCUGUCAAUGCCAAAUGCCUAUUAUAAAUGAACCUUAAAGAGUACAUUCCUCCUUUGCACAAUAAAAUUUCUUUAUAAGAUUCAUGGUUUUGCUCUUCCAAGAUAACAAACUGCCCUAAAGAUUUAGGAGUCAUUUUCUUGUUAUCACAGGUGUCAAUAUUUUUCUGUAUUUUGUUUAUAAUUUUAUUUUUUAAAUAAAACGUUUAUAAAGAUAAA
Pteropus alecto (black flying fox) is the source of this 4828-nucleotide messenger RNA. RefSeq names its product C2 calcium dependent domain containing 5 (gene C2CD5). Bases 160 to 3513 code for a protein of 1117 amino acids. The record is from RefSeq and is a predicted model, not a curated record. Lineage: Eukaryota; Metazoa; Chordata; Mammalia; Chiroptera; Pteropodidae. The transcript has 27 exons. Gene Ontology annotation, molecular function: calcium-dependent phospholipid binding; calcium ion binding. Gene Ontology annotation, cellular component: plasma membrane. Gene Ontology annotation, biological process: positive regulation of vesicle fusion; positive regulation of D-glucose transmembrane transport; intracellular protein transmembrane transport.